Acromyrmex echinatior (Panamanian leafcutter ant) is the source of this 1482-nucleotide messenger RNA. RefSeq names its product isoaspartyl peptidase/L-asparaginase. Gene Ontology annotation, molecular function: hydrolase activity. The record is from RefSeq and is a predicted model, not a curated record. Gene Ontology annotation, cellular component: cytoplasm. Lineage: Eukaryota; Metazoa; Arthropoda; Insecta; Hymenoptera; Formicidae.
ACGUUGUAUAUUUUACUAUCGAAAAAAUAAAAUAACAUCGUCAUAAUUUUUUAUACGAGAAUGACACAUAUGUGACACUUUCGCGUAAUCCCAAUUCGAGUAAAAUUCACCAGUAUUUGGUUUUCGUUCGACGGACGCUUUAGAUUUUUGCAAAGAAAGAUGUUAAAAGGCAAUGAAAAUCCUGAAACACACGUUACUGAUAUAAUGUGCGAUUAUUGCGCCUGGAUCAGUAAAAUCUUGGCCAGAAUCGGUGCCGAGGCUCGAAUCAAGAAAAAGAAGAAAAAGGGAGUAAAUCCGGUUAUCAUUGUUCAUGGAGGUGCUGGGAGAAUACCUCAAUACGCACGGAAAUUUAUGCUUGAUGAGGUAAAGAAAGCCGCAAUAGCGGCGUAUCACGAUCUAACUAAAGGAUGCUAUUCGCUGGAUGCGGUUGAACGUGCAAUUUGUCACAUGGAGAGCAAAAAAUACUUUAACUGUGCAUACGGAGGCUCCUUGGAUGUCAAUGGAGAGGUCGUGAUGGAUGCCGCGAUAAUGACGAAUGAUCUUCGCGUAGGUUGUGUGGGUGCCGUUCGUAAUAUAGCACAUCCUAUAACAUUAGCCAAAAUGGUCUUGCAGCAAACGGAACAUGUAUUGAUAGUCGAAGCUGGAGCGCAAAAGUUUAGUAUGGAAUCAGGCAUUCCUACUUUGUCACCUGGCCAAUUGAUCGUUAUGUCCGAUUCGAAGACAUCCUUGCACGAAGAAGGAAAUAACGACGAUGGGGACAAACAAUCCAAUAAAAAAGAAUGCAUACCGGAAUGUGUAAUUGAAAGAGACAAGGAGGAAAGUGCUCUCAAAGUCGCUGAGAUAGACAAAUCCUUGGAAAUUGCACCUGAUUUUAUACAGCUUGGCGCGGUUGGAGCAGUGGCAUAUGAUCGGAAAAAACGUCUGGCUAGCGGAACCUCGACAGCUGGAGAACCAGGAAAGCUGCAUGGAAUCGUGAGUGCGACUGGAACAGCGAUCGGUUGCGGUAUUUACGCUAAUAAAUGGGGCUGUGUGUCUGUUUCGGGUUGCGAUAAAACUAUUUAUAAAUACGCGCCAGCCCAGAAGAUCUUACGACGACUGCGGCGAAAGGCGAUGUCGAUCGACGAAGUGGUUGCUGACGUGUUAAAAGACUUGGAAAAAAAAACCGAAGGAUCAUUUCCAUCGGAAUCCGACAUAGGUGUAAUCGCGUUGACUGACAAAGGAAUACCAUCAGUAUCCUUUAAGUGCGCACAUUUUCCUUGGGCGUAUUGCGUCAAAGGCUAUGUGUAUUACGGAUGCGCGAGGAACGAGAUUUUCUCAGAAAAAAUCGAUGUCGUCGAGCGACCGUUAGACUGCAUGUGUGAAGAUUCAAAUUAGAUCAAAUGCGCGAUUCACCAGAGAAUCGUUAGAUUUUAGUCAGAGCUGCAAUAAACUCUCUAACUAAAAUAAAUCAAUUGCAUCUCAAUAUUUAUUUGCAUCUUUAAU